Solanum stenotomum is the source of this 1283-nucleotide messenger RNA. Its product is annotated as ethylene-responsive transcription factor ERN1-like. Gene Ontology annotation, biological process: regulation of DNA-templated transcription. The record is from RefSeq and is a predicted model, not a curated record. The coding region runs from base 9 to 1283 and encodes 424 amino acids. The transcript has a single exon. Lineage: Eukaryota; Viridiplantae; Streptophyta; Magnoliopsida; Solanales; Solanaceae. Gene Ontology annotation, molecular function: DNA binding; DNA-binding transcription factor activity.
UUUCCACAAUGGAAAUUAACUUCCAAAAACAUCAGCAAACAGAAGCAAUUUCACUAAACAAAGCAACAAAAUUCAAAGGGCGAAAACGAAGCAAAGGGCCUAAUAGUUUUGUUGGUGUAAGACAAAGGCCAUCAGGAAAAUGGAUAGCUGAGAUUAAAGACACAACACAAAAGAUAAGAAUGUGGCUUGGAACUUAUGAAACUGCUGAAGAAGCUGCUCGUGCCUACGAUCAAGCUGCUGUUCUUCUUCGUGGAUCAAAUACACGAACCAACUUUCUUACAACUCGUGUUUCUCAAGAUUCUCCUCUUGCUUUACGGAUUAGGAAUCUUCUCAAGAUCAAGAAAGUCGCAAAGGAAAAAAGCCUGGAUUACUUAGCUGAUUCCACAUGUACUAGUAGUACUACUACUAGUGAAGUAAUUAGCAAUUGUGAUGAUCCAAUUUCAAGUGAAUAUGCAAAAAAGAGCAAUCUUUAUGAAAAAUUACUUUCUUAUGAUCAAGAAAGUCAAUUUUUCGACAGCAACUCUGUUCAAAGUAGCACUACUAGUGUGACUAGUUCAAACACCAGCAACUGUGCUGAUCCAAUGUCAAGUGAAAAUGCAAAAAAGAGCUAUCUUUAUGAAGCACUGCUUUCUUACAACAACAACAUACUUAGUAUAAUCCCACAAGUGGGAUCUGAGGAGAGUAGUGCUUACACAAACAUUACCCCUAUGUUGGGAGGUAGAGAGAUUGUUUCCGAUAGAGAAACAGUACUUUCUUGUAAUCAAGAAAACCAACUAAUUUUCGACAGUAACUCUGUUCAAAGUGCUACUACUAGUGUGACUAGUUCAAACAUCAGCAAUUGUGAUGAUCCAAUUUCUAUUGAAAAUGCAAAAAGGAGCAAUCUUUACAAAACACUACUUUCUUACAACAACAUACUCAGUGUAAUCCCACGGUCUGAGGGAGGUGACAUUACCCCUACAUUGGAAAGUAAAGAGGUUGUUUCCGAUAGAGAAAUAAGAGUACUUUCUUGUGAUCAAGAAAGUCAAGUGUUUGAUGAUUUUAACACAUACAAGCCUGAUUUAGACAUAAGCACAUCAUCAUCAUCAUCAUCAUGUUUUACGCGGACUGAAUUAUCAUGGGAUUUCGAAGAAUUGUUAGAUAUUCCUUUAACAGAAUUUGAGGUAAUGAAAGUGGAAAGACAGAUAUCAGCAUCGCUUUAUGCAGUGAAUGGUGUUCAAGAUUACAUGGAAAUCAUUCAUGAGUCUCUUUGGGAUCAUCAUCACCCCCUUUCUUAUUCUUGGUAA